Manis pentadactyla (Chinese pangolin) is the source of this 1336-nucleotide messenger RNA. RefSeq names its product centromere protein X (gene CENPX). Gene Ontology annotation, biological process: DNA repair; kinetochore assembly; resolution of meiotic recombination intermediates. The coding region runs from base 501 to 1241 and encodes 246 amino acids. The transcript is spliced from 6 exons. Gene Ontology annotation, cellular component: Fanconi anaemia nuclear complex; FANCM-MHF complex. Lineage: Eukaryota; Metazoa; Chordata; Mammalia; Pholidota; Manidae. The record is from RefSeq and is a predicted model, not a curated record.
GCUAGCUCUUCCUUGUCCCGCCAGUCUCUGGUGGGGGGUCUCAGCCUUGCAGAGGCACAGGGGACCUCUGCUUGGUUCACCUUCUGCUUUAGCCUCUUUUUCACCCUGGGGUCGUGGCUCUGCCCUGGCCCAGAAGGGCUCAAUAAUCUCAAAGGGAAAGUCGGUGAGGCUGGCCUGACCUAGCAGGGUAGCUGUGAGAAUCCCACUGCAAUAGCCGGAGAGGGGGAGCCCCAGGCUUGGGCUCCAUCAUGCUGACCUGGAGACUCCGGAGUCCUCACCCUGAGAGGUCUAGCCAGAGCCGCGGUCGUGGUGACAGGGAGGCAGGGGACUGUGGCUCCCACACACAGAGGGGCACUGAAUGCAUGUAGGCCCCAACCUGCCCUCUGUGACUCUGCAUCCCUCGUUAGGGAGCCGUCACUCCCUGCUGGUGCUGGCCCCUCGGUUGUGGCAAGAGCCCUGUGCAGCAACCCCCAUCCCCACCCCCGCACCACCACCAUCGGAUGCUGGUUGACUUAGCUCUUCCUGGGGGGUCCAGAAGCAAAUCGGACAGUAGAGCCUUGUGGGCCUUUCCUGGAACCUCACGGGCCUGCCCAUCUCUGUGGUUCCCACAGCACCUAUGGGUUCCAGAAGAUUCCCUUCAGUGCCAUGUCAUAGGUUUCAGGGAGGGCCCACAGGUGGAGCUGACCUGUGCCCAGAGCAGGAACUGGCACGUGGUGGUGGUGGUGUGGACAGACCUGCAAGAACUAGUGAGGAGGCUACUGCACCUGCACUUUGAGGACGCCAAGACCAGAGUCAGCGGGGAUGCGCUGCAGCUGGUGACGGAGUUGCUCAAGAUCUUCGUUGUGGCAGCCAUCCGGGGCGUCCGGCAGGCCCAGGCAGAGGACCUAGCCCGUGUGGACGUGGACCAGCUGGAGAAGGUGCUGCCGCAGCUGGUGUUUCCACUCUUGCUGCAACCACCUGCCCAGGCCACAGCCAGUCCCCGUGUCCGCACUGUCUCCUGGGGCCUUGGGCUUAGGGGGAAGGAGUUGUACGUCUUGAGCCUCUCCUCCAGCCCCGAAGGCCAGGCCGGCUCCCAGCAGACGCUCUGCCCUGCUGAUGGCUGGACACAGGUGGGGGGAACUGAGGGGUGGGGUCUGGUGUGGGAGAAGCACUGGUACCAUGCCCGCUGCCCGAGCAGGUGGCCCAUCUCCUACAGGCGGAGCUGCGCAGCUUGCCACCCCAACGUCAAAGCUGCUGUAUAACCUUUGAACCGUUGGUUGUUCCCCUAAGAUGCUUUCCUGAACCAUAAAUUUGUUCUCACAGAGCAACACCAAUAAAUCAAAGCUGCCUCUCCCAA